AAAAAGGAAAGUGAGAAAAAUGAGAAAAAGGUGGCAAAGUGAACAAGUGAUUAUGACAUUAGCAUUGCUGUUACAACUCAUUUUUCUGGACUAGCAACAUUUUCAACAUACAACACUUUGAAUUCGUUGUUUCUUUCUUCUUCUUCUUCUUCUUCUUCUUCUUCUUCUUCUUCUUCUUCUCAGCAUUCAGUUUUGAAAUAAUGGAAAACUUGCAGCCCUUUUUUAUAUAGCCAAACACUGCUUAUUUCUGGUCUCUCUCUCUGCUAGCUAAAGGUGCCUGGCACAGAAUUGGUUAGGCGUUUUUGCUGCUAUAUCAAUUAAAUCAUAAUAACAAUUGCAGAGGUCCAUUGAGGAAUUGUAAUUUAUCCUAGCAUUACAGUAAUGCCAAGUUGUAAAGAGACAGGAUCAGUGGAUGUUCAUGGGGACACUUCUUCCUGUUCAUCUCUAAAUGGUUAUGAGUCGGGGAAUCAAAUUCACCUCAACAUUUCAACAUCUAGAAAGGAUUUACUAAGCAAAAAGGAUGUUGACAGCAGAUAUCUUAGUAUUAUAAGUAGUCUUCCGAGUAGGUUGAGAUUCCUUAAAUUUGCUUCUGGUAGUGGUGGUUUGGUUUCACCAACAGCUAGAUUUCGCCAGUUUGCAGAGAAAAGAGAUGAAAUAUCACGGUCUGUCCUUUCUUCUUCAAAUGUGCAAGGUCCUCGCAAACGUUCAAAAGGAAAUUUUAUUCGGGAAUUUGAUUGGGCCCUCUCAUAUAAAGCCAGCAAAAAAUGGAUAAGAAACCCGAUGAAUAUGGCACUUUUACUAUGGAUGAUAUGUGUAGCAACCUCUGGGGCAAUUCUGUUUUUUGUGAUGACGGGAAUGUUAAAUGGCGUUCUACCAGAGAAAUCUCAAAGAAAUCAAUGGUUUGAGGUUAACAAUCAAAUCAUUAAUGCUCUGUUUACUCUCAUGUGUUUGUUUCAGCAUCCGAAGCGCUUCCACCACCUUGCACUUCUUUUCAGAUGGAAGCAGGAUGACAUCUCUCGUCUCCGAAAGAUCUAUUGCAAGGAUGGAACUUACAAGCCUCAUGAGUGGUUCCACAUGAUGGUAGUCAUUAUUUUACUCCAUGUCAACUGUUUUGCACAGUACUCAUUGUGUGCUCUGAAUUUGGUAUAUAAAAGGGCUGAGCGACCGGCUAUAGGCGUUGCUAUAUGCCUUGUUAUUGCAGCUGCAGCUCCAGCAAUUGCUGGGCUUUACUGUAUUCUAAGUCCACUUGGAAGAGAGUAUGAAUUGGAAGUAGACGUGGAAGAACCGGACCGAAUUCUCACAGUCAGCACUAACCAGACUAGCUAUUUGCGAGCCAAGGUUACUGAGAAGACAUUGGCAUUUGAAUCAAAAACUGAUGAGAUGUUUCUUCAGGCAGGGCCCAAGUGGAGAGGCGGGCUUUUAGAUAUAUGGGAAGAUAUUACUGUAGCCUAUCUUUCGUUGUUCUGUACUUUCUGCGUUUUCGGGUGGAAUAUGCAAAGACUAGGCUUUGGAAACAUGUACGUUCACAUCGCAACAUUUCUGCUUUUCUGCAUGGCACCAUUCUGGAUAUUUAACUUGGCAGCUGUGAAUGUUGAUAACGACAGUGCAAGGGCGGCACUGGGAAUGACUGGUGUCAUACUAAGUUUGCUUGGUUUACUUUAUGGUGGCUUUUGGAGGAUCCAAAUGAGAAAGAGAUUUAAUUUGCCGCCUAAUAACUCAUGUUGUGGAAUACCAGAAUAUACAGAUUGUGUUCAGUGGCUCUGUUGCUGUUGGUGCUCUCUUGCGCAGGAAGUCCGGACAGCAGAUUAUUAUGAUAUCGUGGAAGAUAGAUUAUGCAGAAAAUCAAUGAACAGCGCUGUUGCAAGCCCUCUUUCACCUUUGACGCGUGAACAAGGAUUUAAAGAAUAUAGAUCCGAGUCAAGUUCUCCAUCAAGAAACAAACCUAAAGUGUCCAUGCUCCAACCAGAGGAUAACUUGCCAGGUCCUAGUAGAAAAUGUACAGAUCAUUCAGGAGAACACUCCAUAUUGCAAGGAGAAAUUAUCAGAGAGGAGAUCAUGAAACCACCUGUUCCCGCAUUGAUAAAGAGAGAAGAUGACUUGAAUCAACAAAGCUAAGUUCAAAUAUGUUUACUUAAAUAUUUUCGUUCAUCAGUGUGUUCUAUUAUUUUCUGUUUAAUGUAUCUUUUUGUUUUAGCUGUGUUUAUCAAUGAGCUUGCUGAGCUUCCAUUAACAGCUCAUCACCUUGUCAAAGUAGACUUUUGAAUCAGCCAUUGUCACACAACUCA
Daucus carota subsp. sativus is the source of this 2285-nucleotide messenger RNA. RefSeq lists its product as uncharacterized. The transcript has 2 exons. NCBI's taxonomy places the organism in Eukaryota, Viridiplantae, Streptophyta, Magnoliopsida, Apiales, Apiaceae. Gene Ontology annotation, biological process: sesquiterpene biosynthetic process. Gene Ontology annotation, molecular function: cyclase activity. The record is from RefSeq and is a predicted model, not a curated record. The coding region runs from base 382 to 2115 and encodes 577 amino acids.